This is a messenger RNA of Vanessa tameamea, 1921 nucleotides long. It is a transcript of the gene Dredd, whose product is annotated as caspase-8. Gene Ontology annotation, biological process: proteolysis. Bases 236 to 1858 code for a protein of 540 amino acids. The transcript has a single exon. NCBI's taxonomy places the organism in Eukaryota, Metazoa, Arthropoda, Insecta, Lepidoptera, Nymphalidae. The record is from RefSeq and is a predicted model, not a curated record. Gene Ontology annotation, molecular function: cysteine-type endopeptidase activity.
GUGCUUUUGUAAAUACACUUAAUUUCGUAGUGCCAGAAAUAUUAACAGUGAUUCAUAGUUAAAUGAAUAUUACUAUAACGUAUUAAUCCUUAUUAGAAAAGUCGUAUAACAAAUUUUUAUCUAUUUGACUAUUUUUUAAUAUUUAGAUUUUAUAUCUGUAAUAAAGAUUUUUUCACCUAGAACAUUAUAAUAAAUUGAUUCUAAUUAUUAAUAUCGGUCCUGAAUUAGGUUGAAAAUGCUACGUCCAGACACUGUAACUCAACCUGUGGAUAACUUAUUUACAAAUAUAAAUAAAAUCAACAUUGACAUUUUAUCAGAAUUACAAAAAGAUGUGAAUCCUUAUGAUAUGGUUUCCUUGGUGUUUCUUUUAUAUGAUACUCCUGAUACAGCACUUCAGAGAUUAAUUUUAUACCAAAGAGUUUCAAAAGAUGUUGAAGCCAAUAAUAUGAACUUGCUGUAUGACUGGGCACUUUAUGCACAGUCUCGAUCUACCUGGAGAUACGAGUUUCUAGAAGCUCUCGCUAUUUGUAGGCUUUACAAGGUAAUCAGAAAACUGGGCUUUAAUGUUUCUAAUGUAAAAAAGCAUUACUUGCCAGAUAACAUUUAUGUUACGGUCUACAUAGAUCCUGUUAAAAAAGCUUUGUAUAAAAUAUGUGAAAAUAUGACAUUGGAACAUUUAUCAAAGUUCAAAAGAACAUUAAUUUCAUACAAAAUAAAUAUCUCAGAGCAUGACAUGUGUGAAAUUAUAUUCUUAGAACUUAUGAGUCAAAAAUUUAUAUUAUUAGGACAAUAUGACAAAGAAACAAAGAAGUACAAUGGUAACUAUGACAUUGAAGAACUUGCAGUAAUAUUUGAUAACUUAAGCCAUUUUGGUAAAUAUGCAACAAUUUUAAGAGAAAUAAAGAACCAGACAAACAGCCAAAACAAUCUGGAUUCUUCAAAACAAAUGACCAGUGUUGAUAAUAAACUUACCUCCAGAGUAAAUAACUCUCUAAUCCAGAGUAAAACAACUGUUAAUGAUUUUAAAGAAACAUUUGAGUACUUCAAUCAGUUACAAUUAGAGGAAGAAUUCGAUUCAAUCUUUAAAUCAGAUAGAAGUAAAUUAGGAACAGAUGCUUAUCCUUUAAAGAACCUUAAACGAAUUGGUGUAUGUUGUAUUAUAAAUCAAGAGAAAUUUCAUCCAUCAAAAGACAGUAUCAAGCACAGAACAUCUGCAGUGUUAUCCGAUCGUGUAGGAUCCACAUAUGACCUUAUAGCUUUAGAAGAGACAAUGACCUUGUUAAAUUUUGAAGUAAUAAGUAAAUCUAAUUUGGAUCAAAUUGAAGUAUUUCAAUUUAUAAAAGAAGUAAUUAAGAAACAUACUUGUGCUGAAGAUAGUGUAUUUAUGCUUUGUAUACUCUCUCAUGGUGUAAGGGGACAUGUAUAUGCCGCAGAUUCGACCACAAUAAAAAUUGAAGAUAUUAAAAAUUUAUUAGACUCUGAUGAAGCAGUUCAACUUCAUGGUAUACCUAAAGUCUUAAUCAUCCAAGCAUGUCAAACUGAAUCAGAACUAGACAUCUAUAGCAAACUAGUAGCUGACAGUCCUAGAUCAGAUUUCUAUUUGAAAAAGACACACUUCCUUGUAUUCUGGGCCACAGCUCCCUCGUAUGAAGCUUUUAGAAAUGAAGAUAAAGGUUCAUUGUUUAUACAAUCCUUAUGUCUGCUCAUUAAGAAAAAGGUUGAGCAUGAACAAAUAUAUGAUAUCUUUACUAAAGUCAUAGAUUAUGUUUCACAUCUAUGCACUUAUCUGAAGCAACAUCAAGUGCCUUUUAUUGAAACUACAUUAAGAAAAAAACUAUAUUUAGCUAUACCUCAUUAAUUUAAAAAAAUAUAUUUGUUCCCAUUGAAAGAAUCAUAUACAAAUAUACUUAUGUUAUGUUGC